CAAUGAAUCCACCAGUAAUGAACUUGUACAACUAGUUGAAAGCCACACAAAAGAAGUUCACCAGAAUUACCCUGAUGAAAACUCUCUCCAUCGCCUGUUUUGGGAUGAACAGCUGAAAUACAAUCAACAGGGAUAAGAGGGGCAUGAGUUGGCAUCCCAUGAUUGUAAAAUGGAGCCUGUAUUUACAACAAACAAGUCGGAACACAUAUGAAGCCCUUCCGUCAAAUAGAACUCUCUUUGAUUACUCUCAUGUGCUACCAAAUCAACUUGGACAUAGGUUACAACAUAAAGUGUAAUUCACAUACAGCAUUUGUUGGUCUAUUACAAGAUGAGAUCAAGGUCAAAGAAGGUCUUGUUUAUGACAGUGCUUCAGAUGAACUUAUUGGCUAUACCGACUUUGACAAAACAUCAAAUAGCCUAAUUGACUUGGAAAAUGUCUUCACAAAUGAAACAAGAAAACUUGCAACCUCUAUGCUUGUGGUAAUGGUGCGUGGAAUUACAACAAGUUUGAAAUAUCCAUUCGCAGCUUUUACAACCCUUGUUGUGACAGCAGAUUUACUGUACAAUAUGAUUUGGAACUGUGUGAAAACUUUGGAAAUUGAUUGUGGACUUAAAGUACUGUUUGUAACAUGUGAUGGUGCCUCUCCUAAUCGGAAAUUCUUUGGCAUGCACAAAGAAGAAAAUUCGCAACUACUAACUUACUUCACAUGGAAUACAUAUGCAACUCCUAGGCGUAAAUUAUUUUUUAUAUCUGAUGUUCCACAUUUAAUGAAAACUACACGCAACUGUUUCGCAAAUUCAAGUAGCCACAAACUAUCCAGAAAAUUGUGGAAGGAUGGAAAGAACAUUUCAUGGAUGCAUAUAGUGAACCUAUUUGAAGACUACUGUGAAACCAAUUUAUACAGGCUGACCAGAGCUCAUGUGGACUUAACAGCAUUCUCACAGAUGAAAGUAAACUUGGACGUUUUGGGUAAAACUUUUGCGGAUGCUUUGGAAGAAUUAUAUGGCGAUCAAGUGAUAGAAACGGUGAAAUUCAUACGUCAUAUGAAUAAGUUCUUUGACUGCUUGAAUGUCAGAAGUCUAUCUGAAGGCAGAAAAACAAGAAAUAGGGAUCGUGAUAUAUAUUGUGAAGCAGAUGAUGACCGCCUCACUUAUCUUAUGAAUGACUUUCUUGGGUACCGGUACUUUGAUUCAUGGAGAGUAAGUGUGACCAAUCGUCCUGGAGACUUUACAAAGGGACAAAGAUCAUCUAUGAUGCUUAGUCAUCAAACUUUAGAGGGACUCCAAAUAUCAGUAUGAUCUAUAGUGGAAUGUGUGAGUGAGUGAGUUUGAUUUUACGCCGCUUUUAGCAAUAUUCCAGCAAUAUCACAGCGGUGGAAUGUGUGAGGUUCAUGCUCAACGAAGAGGCAGAUUUUAUACUGACACAUAGGUUUAACCAAGAUCCCCUGGAAGAACAUUUCACGCACUAUAGACAAAAGGGUGGAUCAAAUGACAAUCCCUCGGUGUAUCAAGUGCGUAAUACUUUGUGCACUAUGAGAACUGUGGGAUCUCAAGCUAUUGCAAUGGUUCGGGGCAAUAAACGCCGCUCUGCUGGGACAGUAAACCAACAACCAUUGCCCCCCAAAAAAGGACAAAGUGACUUUGAAACAAUACCCAGUGUUUAAAACAAAAUGUCAGACCAUAGGACUUAUUACUUUGAAAAAUCUACCAGUCCUUAAGGAAACCUGCUUGCUUGAUUUUUAAAUAGAAAACUAAGAAUUCAUAAUAGAUUUUACUGCAUUUAAGUUAUAGUUAUUUAUACAUUGUUUAGUUACCUUCCAAAAACUAUCCAAUUCUGAGUACAUCCUGGCUACAAGUAUGUCAGUUUGUCUGAAUAAAAUCAGAAACAAUUAUAUGUUGCCAUGUUAUUUGGUGUUAUCUAUUACCUAUUAUAUUGUAUUGUACACAGACCACCUGCAGUGAAAUCCUACUUGUACUCAUGGUUACCAAGAAUACCGGUACCUAUGCAAUUAUCAACCUAUAUUUUUCUAUCCAGAUACCUACAUAGUGUACAUAUUUCUGUACAUAUCUCCACUUAGAAAACCAACUUGCUGACUGUCUGUUUAAUACUAUAAGACAAUUUCUUCAGACCAAAAUAAUGUAAAGUAUUCACAAAGGACAGUUGUUUACAUUUUGUAGUCCAUAUUUGUAAUAUCAUAUAUUCAUAUGUAUGUUUAUGAAGACAAGAUUAUUACUAGAGGUCUUAUCUAUAUUCUCAC
Haliotis rubra (blacklip abalone) is the source of this 2258-nucleotide messenger RNA. RefSeq lists its product as uncharacterized. The coding region runs from base 208 to 1299 and encodes 363 amino acids. The record is from RefSeq and is a predicted model, not a curated record. The transcript has a single exon. NCBI's taxonomy places the organism in Eukaryota, Metazoa, Mollusca, Gastropoda, Lepetellida, Haliotidae.